Molecule: messenger RNA, 1110 nt
Organism: Rhinocladiella mackenziei CBS 650.93
Lineage: Eukaryota; Fungi; Ascomycota; Eurotiomycetes; Chaetothyriales; Herpotrichiellaceae
Exons: 2
Coding region: 1-1110 (369 amino acids)
Source: RefSeq, a predicted model, not a curated record
AUGGCCGAUCGAAAGUACGAAUUUUCCCGAAUCACCUGCGUAAAUGCCUCGCGGGAAGUCCUUACGCGCUUUAUUACCCUUCGUACCUUUAACGCCCACCUGGACAGCCACCACCGGGGGACAGAGAACCUCCUGGCUCACCAGUAUCAUAGUGAUCGUACUAUGAUCGAACAAGUACAAGAGAAUUUCCGAGAUGUCAACAGUUUAAACUCAGACGCUCUUAGCGCCCACAGCGCCGAUCUGCUACGGAGAUUGCUCGCCAUCGAGGCCGAUAGCACACAUGGCUUUUCACAAUGUGCCGGAAGGGUGAGCGUGCACAAAGCGGGAACUGAGUCGGUGCAAGCGGAUCUAAAUGAUGAAGGCGCCGUGAGCGUACACAUCCCUUACUUUGGCAUUAUCCAGAUCACCCGCGAGGGCUUGAGCACGAUACCACUCGAGCCACAAUCCGCUAUGGGAAGGGCCAGUCAGCCAGCUCAGUUACAAGCCGUGAAUAUGUUCAAUGAGAAUAGCCCACGAAGCAGUCAUGCGGAUCCUCAAAUGUGGGCACCCAGCUUCGACGGUCCUCAGGGAGCUCCCGAUGCCCAGAGCAUGGCGAUGGUUGAUACUGGUAACGGUCAUGUCGAAGCACCUGUGAUGAUGCCUGAGAUCUAUACAGCGACUCAGGUGCAACCCAGCGCAUCGUCAAUGCCGACAUCUGGCGCAGAUUACUCUGUUACGCACUUCGCACCGCAGCACAUGGACGACUUGGCUGAUCCUCUACUGCGACAUGGAAAAUACCCUGGAUUAGUUGCCGGGACGGAAGACUGGGCGUUCCAGGGCGUCGACCUGGCUUUCUUUGACAGCUUGAUGAGAACCAUGGGGAAUGACGGGAAUGGUAUUGCGGAUUGGACCAUAGUGGGAGAGCAGAGCAUGUUUCACGAGCACACUAGGCUUAGUGGGGAGUGGCCCAUUAGCAACUGCACUUAUUGUUUCCCCCCCGAGAUCUGGUCGAUCAACUCUGAAUAUUUGCUUGUCUCCGCGAAAAGUUUGACGAUUCUCCCGUACACCCAAUCUUCCCUCUGGUCGUACGUGUACCUUGCUCCUACAUAUCCAUAUCUGAUAAUAACAUGA